Molecule: messenger RNA, 1175 nt
Organism: Beta vulgaris subsp. vulgaris (sugar beet)
Lineage: Eukaryota; Viridiplantae; Streptophyta; Magnoliopsida; Caryophyllales; Amaranthaceae
Product: putative RING-H2 finger protein ATL21A
Exons: 2
Coding region: 99-1175 (358 amino acids)
Molecular function (GO): polysaccharide binding
Source: RefSeq, a predicted model, not a curated record
GGUAGCAAGAAGAAAAAUGUAUUGCGUAAACAGGUUAAAACAACAUGAAAACCACCCAGUACUAAUCUCUUACAACACUUUCCUUAUAUUAAACUAUCAUGAAUAAUUCCAUCAUAUUUUUUCUCAUCUCCCUCCAUAUCCUAUGUAUGCCAAAGAUGAGCACCUGCGCCGAGUGCUGCACCCCUAUCAACUGUGACACAAAAUCUUCCUCGAGCGACGAAAGAAGCCUAUCAAUCGAAUUUCCUUUCCGCGUAAAGGAUCAACAACCCAAGUCAUGUGGUUCUCCUGGAUUCGAUAUACAUUGCGAUAGCAAGCUUGGCCCCCUUCUCGAGCUCCCUAAUGCCGGAAACUUCACCGUUGGUACCAUCUAUCAAUACAGGGAUUCGAGACGAAUCGAGCUUUUGGAUGAUUGUCUUCCACAAAAGUUAUUGAAGCUAGAUCUUACAACAACUCCUUGGCGAGUAAUAAGUCUUAGUCAGGAUUUCAAGGUGUAUAAUUGCUCCGGAAUUGAUGAUUUUGACAUCUCCUAUAAUGGCGGUAAAAUUGAUUGCCUUAGUGGUUCGAAUUAUACCGUUAUAGGUGCAAGGUCAUCUUCUACAGUCACUUAUUCAAAUUGCAGGUUUCUGAAGAAUGUGUCUGUUCCAAGUAUUCCAGGUCUUCAUGAAACUUACUUGGAGCUGAAUAGUUAUUCAAGUAUUUACCUUACGUGGGAUGAGCAAACGUGUACUCUACGUGGAAGUGGCUCAAACCGUCGUACGUGGUUAGUAGCAAUAACAAUUUUGGUAUGCAUUGUAAUUGGAGUUAGCUGUGUUUUGUUCAUUUGGCUAUCAACAAGAAAUGAUGAACAACGAGCAACAGUUGUUGUUACUACUACAAACACAAAUAACGUGGUGUCCCCUAGACAAAGUAGUACACAAUCAGAUCACCCUACAUCAUCACUCGACCAGAUCACAAUAAACUCAUAUCCAAUGGUGGUGAUUGGCCCGAGCCGACGCCUGAUCAAACCAUAUGAUGACAAGUGUCCGAUUUGCUUGACGGAUUAUGUACCCGGUGACACCCUCAAAAUAUUACCAAACUGUCUUCAUCGUUUUCAUGUUGAUUGUAUUGAUUUAUGGCUAAGUUCUAAAUGUAGUUGUCCCAUUUGCAGAAUUUCUCCCCCUCACAAUAAUUCUUGA